Messenger RNA from Yamadazyma jaroonii, 1389 nucleotides. NCBI's taxonomy places the organism in Eukaryota, Fungi, Ascomycota, Pichiomycetes, Serinales, Debaryomycetaceae. The record is from the annotation of a GenBank genome assembly.
AUGAUGUCAGACAAUGUUGUAACCAAUGGAGACGUCAAACCAUCGACGAUUGAUGACAGUCAACCAACUGAAUCGUCUGUUGGUGUUACACACAAACUUGAAGAUAAUUCUGAUGAACGUGUAGUGAAGAAAGUGAAGUUUGAUGGAGAAAAUAUCACCGAACAACAAACGGAAUUGAAAUCUAAUGAUAAGCCAGAACACAGUCAAAAGUCUGAAGAACAAACAAAUGAAGAAUCUGAACAUAAUCAUAAUCAUACACAUCAAACCAGUGCACCAGCUCCUCAUCAUCAUCAUUAUCAUAGCCACGUACCACACCAUCAUCACCAUUUCGACCCUGAAUCUAAUAAAGGACCAAUUCCACACAUUCAUUCGGGAGAUCACAUCCAUUUUGUGGGUAAUAGAGAAGGUGAAAAGAAUGAAAAGACUGAGGAUGGGGACAAAGCGGCCAAAGGUUCUGAAACUAAUGAAAAAGAAGCCGAAACUAACGAUAAAGAAACCGAAACCAACGAUAAAGAUAAUGAAACUAACGAUGAAAUACAAGUAGAAAAAACCAAUUCUUUCUCCAAACAAGAUAUUCUUGAAGUCGUUCGAACAAUCUUUCCUCACCGUCGUCAUUUAGGGGCACUUGUUUAUAAUCCCACCACCACUUGGUUGACCUUACAAACAUCACAAUUAACCGGAUUAAAAGAUGAACAUUUUACUAAGUUUGAAGAAUUAAGAGAAUCUUAUAGAGAAAAGUUAAAGGAUGAAUAUUAUUCCAGUGCAAUCAAAUAUAUUCCUGUCAUACCUCCAUUGCCCACAGAUUAUAUAAAUUAUUUAUUGGAAGUGAAAAUCCCUUACAGAUUCGUGAAAACCUUCCUUAAAGAGUUAUACAAGGGAAACAUAAGCAAAAAGAGAGAAUUAUGGGGUGGUGUUGAUGGUGUUUAUACAGAUGAUUCUGAUAUUCUUACAGUAUUAGCGCACUCGGGAUUUUUCGAUAAUACUAUUGACCUUUCACCAUGGAAUAAAGGUUGGACUAAAGAUGAUAUCAUAAUACCUUCUAUCAAUAAAGAUAAUGAAAUUAAAGGUGAUUUAUCAGUAACAAUCUUAUUAUUACCCGGACUCAAAAGCUACGAAUCUAUAUAUUCAAAUGGAAUCAAUUCUCGUAGUUGGAAAGAAGUCAAUAGACAUGAUGGGUUAUCCUUUGCUAUCUUCAACAUUAAAUGGGAGAUCGAAGGCAGUUAUCUUCGUGACAAAUCAUUCUUCAAAAGAUAUCAAACGGAAUUAUCGUACGAUGAAAAGUAUAUGAAACAAAUGUUAGAAUCUAAAGAUGGUUGGACAUUUGACGUUGCCCUUUACAAAGAACUUAAGAAAAAAUUCGAAACCAAUGAAAAAACCUCCUCUACUUAG